This is a messenger RNA of Corticium candelabrum, 2406 nucleotides long. RefSeq lists its product as uncharacterized. Bases 30 to 2111 code for a protein of 693 amino acids. NCBI's taxonomy places the organism in Eukaryota, Metazoa, Porifera, Homoscleromorpha, Homosclerophorida, Plakinidae. Gene Ontology annotation, molecular function: N-acylsphingosine amidohydrolase activity. Gene Ontology annotation, cellular component: extracellular region. The transcript has 17 exons. Gene Ontology annotation, biological process: sphingosine biosynthetic process; ceramide catabolic process; long-chain fatty acid biosynthetic process. The record is from RefSeq and is a predicted model, not a curated record.
UGUCAUUCCACGUGACUUUUUCUGUCAUCAUGUUUCCGAUUUAUCUUGUCUGUGUUCUGACGCUCUUCAGCGUUCCCUGCGUUCAUUCAGCCAACUACCUGAUUGGUGCAGGCAUUUACGACAUCACCGGCCCUGCAGCAGAAGUCAACAUGAUGGGUUAUGCGAUGUUGGGUCAACUCACGAAUGGCAUUCAUUUACGCCUCUUCAGUCGAGCUUUCGUAAUCGCCGACGCUCAAAACAAGACGAGAUUUGCAUUUGUAAGUCUUGAUGCUUGCAUGGGUUCACAGAGCAUCAAGCUGGAGGUGCUGAAGAAGUUGAAGGGCAUCUAUGGUUCACUGUACACGGCCGAGAACGUUGCUAUAAGUGCAACGCACACACAUUCGGGACCUGGAGGCUAUCUGCAAUACGUGUUGUUUGAUGUCACUUCACUUGGAUUUGUUAGUGAAAGUCUGAAUGUCAUUGUGGAUGGAAUCAUUGAGAGCAUUCGAAUGGCUCAUGAUAGACUCCAACCUGGAAACAUCUUUUUCAACAACGGCACUCUUCUAGAAGCUAACAUCAACAGAAGCCCUUCCGCAUAUGAAUUCAACCCAGACAAAGCACAUUAUGAGUACAACGUAGACAAGCAGUUUGUACUAUUGAAGAUGGUCGAUGAACAAGGACACGGAAUUGGCAUGAUCAACUGGUUUGCCGUUCACGGUACAAGCAUGAACAACACUAAUGGAUUAGUCAGUGGCGACAACAAAGGUUAUGCAUCAUUUCUUAUGGAACAGUAUAUGAACGGCAAUGGAACAAUACCAGGACAAGGGUCCUUUGUUGCUGCAUUCGCUCAAUCCAACUUGGGAGACGUAACUCCCAAUACUCGUGGUGCCUUUUGUGCCGACACUGGACUACCCUGCGACUAUAAUCAUAGCACAUGCAAUGGCAGAAAUGAACUAUGCAGAGGAAUUGGUCCAGGCAAGGACAUGUUCGAGAGCACUGCGAUUAUUGCACGGAAGCAGUUCGAAAAAGCUUUGGAAUUGUACAGUUCAGCAAGUGUUCCUGUUACUGGUCCCGUCGACUUUCGACAGGCUUAUCUAGACAUGAGAAACUACAGUUUUGAAGUUGAGGGGAAAACGGUGCAUACCUGUCCUUCUGCUAUGGGAAAGUCAUUUGCUGCUGGAACAACGGACGGUCCAGGAGCAUUUAACUUUAUUCAAAACGACACAAAGGACGACCCAUUUUGGGAUAUAGUUCGUAACUUACUUCAUGAUCCGUCUGAAGAACAAGUGAAGUGUCACUAUCCCAAGUCAAUCUUGCUUGACACUGGAGAGAUGCAUGAACCAUACGACUGGCAAGCAUCUAUUGUUGACACUCAAUUGCUUCGAGUUGGACAGUUUGUAAUAGCCCCAGUGCCUGGAGAAUUCACGACGAUGUCUGGUCGACGUUUCCGUCUUGCAGUUAAUGAGACUCUCAAGGCGGCUGGAUUUCCAACCAAUAGCCAAGUGGUCAUUGCUGGACUUACCAAUACAUAUGCUGACUAUAUUACAACGUUUGAAGAAUAUUCGGUCCAGAGAUACGAAGGUGGCUCAACCAUUUAUGGUCCUCACACUCUGAAUGCAUAUAUUGAUCACUACAAGAAGAUGGCUAAUGACUUGGCUACCGGUCAUCCUACUCCUCAAACAACUGCUCCAAAAGACCUUGUCGAUGUACAGAUCCCGUUUCCUCGUCCUGUUCUAUUUGAUUCUCAUCCAUUUGGUAAACACUUUGGUGAUGUUAACAAGGAUGUCAACGGAAGCUACAAGGCGAAUGAAACGGUUGUCGUUCAAUUCUGGAGUGGCAAUCCUCGCAAUAAUUAUAUGACUAACUCAACUUUUCUAACUGUUGAGCAACUGCAGACUAAUGGAAAGUGGAAAGUUUUCCGCACUGAUGCAUUUUGGGACACCAAAUUUCAUUGGGCCCACACCUCAGCUCUGAGUGGCGAGAGUCUGGCAACAAUCAGCUGGGACAUCGACGCAACAGUGCCAGCAGGAUCCUACCGUAUCAGCCACUUUGGAUAUCACAAGCCACUGUUUGAAACUCCCGAGCCAUUCAACGGGACUUCUAGUAUCUUUAAGGUAGUAGUUAGCCCCUAGUGUUGGCAUCCAGGUAACCUUGAGCCGCAUGCAAUGGCUCUGUUUGAAUGUUGUAUUGCAAGAACUUAGCUAGGGCUGAUGUAAUCUACUUACUGAUUUCUACUUGUGUAGUUUGGGAAUGCGAAGGGAAUCACAAGUCUCACUUAUAAAAAUCAGAGAGACAGAUAACGUGACAGAACGCACGACACGUGUGAACCACUUUGACUUCUACAGUGGCACGAAAUGUUGUGUGUGUGUGUGUGUGUAGAGAAAUUAUGAAUACUAGGUUUGUGAAAAUUAAUUAAUUAAGACUGUA